CGGGCUUGUUUCGCGCGCUUUUCUAAUCUGGAACCAACUCACCUGUCAGUUUUAAAAAAUAAUAUCGUAGCUACGUCGAUAACGAUUGAUAAAGAUGGCGCCACAAGUGACAGCGGUUACGGAUCCAGUGACGUUGGGCGAGGGCCCGCACUGGGACCAUAGAGAACAGGCGCUUUACUUCGUCAGUAUCUUUGAUCGCUCUAUCCAUAAAUACGUUCCCGCCACUAAGGAACAUACGCGAUCUGUCCUAGACGAUUUAGUAGGCUUCAUUGUACCAAUAGAAGGCAAACCCAAUCAUUUCGUGGUUGGUCUCAAGCGCCGCAUCGCCGAAGUAGUCUGGGACGGUCAGGACGGUACCGCUAAAGUAACCCGCACUAUCGCUGAAAUCGACAAACACAACCCUGAGAAUAGACUCAAUGAUGGCAAAGCUGACCCUAGAGGAAGGUUAUUCGCUGGUACGAUGGGUUACGAAUACGAACCCGGAAAGUUCUAUCACAAGAAAGGUGCGUUAUACCGUUUCGAUCCCGACGGCAAAGCGCACACGCUGGCUGAAGACAUCGACAUCUCCAAUGGCCUCUGCUGGGACGUCGAUGAGAAGGCCUUUUAUUACGCCGACUCCUUUGAAUAUGCGAUCAGACGAUACGACUAUGACAUCGAAACUGGCGAUAUUUCAAACCCACGAUUCGUAUUCAACUACAAAGACCACGGGUUGGAGGGUAUCGUCGAUGGGAUGACCAUAGACACGGAAGGUAACCUUUGGGUUGCCAACUUCGACGGUCAUCAGGUAAUAAAAAUCGACCCGAAGAAAGGAAAACUGUUACAAAAGAUACGAAUUCCCGCACUCCAAGUGACCUCUGCGACAUUCGGAGGUCCGAACAUGGAUAUCUUGUACGUGACGUCAGCCUGCAUGAACCGCGGCGUCGAGCAGAAGCCUCCUUGCGGCUCCACAUUCCAACUGACAGGUCUCGGAGUCAAAGGCCACGUCAACGCUAAUGCCAGAUUUGAUUAAAUAAACUGUGAUU
Molecule: messenger RNA, 1022 nt
Organism: Papilio polytes (common Mormon)
Lineage: Eukaryota; Metazoa; Arthropoda; Insecta; Lepidoptera; Papilionidae
Product: regucalcin-like
Exons: 6
Coding region: 95-1009 (304 amino acids)
Biological process (GO): L-ascorbic acid biosynthetic process
Molecular function (GO): calcium ion binding; enzyme regulator activity; gluconolactonase activity
Source: RefSeq, a predicted model, not a curated record